GAACCUUCUGUACCUGUUAUAUAAUUUAUCCAGACUAUUUAAAGAUUAUUUAUAGUGACAAAAACUAUGAUUUAUAAUUAUAUAAUUUGCAUUUCCUGGUCUUAAGUCAAAUAGUUUCGCCAAUUUCACGCAAUUUAUCAUGGCUCUGAUCCUAUAAAAAGGGCAUUUCCCUAGGCAUGGCUCAUAUAGUAGACUUUCACCAUGUUAUCAGUUAAGAGUCUUGUUCCUGUUCUUGGCCUGCUACUUGUCCUGUCUGGCUGUGGUUUCUAUUUCGCUGAAGCCAUCAUUGGCGGACAAUUCGCUCGGCCAGGACAAUUUCCCUAUCAGGGUUCCUUAAUAGUGAACAAUAAUUAUCAAUGCGGCUGUUCUGUAAUUUCAAAGACCACGAUCCUUCUCGCCGCCCACUGUGUUGUGAACACCCAUGCCAACUGGGGGAGGGUUCUUCUAGGCACCAGCGAUUUAAGUGUUGGCGAUGCAUCAAUUUUCUAUUACAAUAAAAUCAUCAUUCAUCCAAAUUUUAACCAGGCGACCAGUGAUUACGAUAUCGCAUUGCUUCGGUUAAGUUCAGCAAUUCAAUUUUCUGAUAGAAUAAGGUCAAUUCGUAUGGCUCCUGCUGGUGACAAUUACCUGGAAAAUUCAACAGCAAUUACUUCUGGAUUCGGUGAAAUCGAUCAUUUGAAGCAUUGGCAAACUCGUUUGAAAUAUGCACACAUACAGCUUUGGGGUCGUAGAUAUUGCAAUAGUGCCAAUAUUCCUCUCAUAACAGAUCGCAUGAUUUGCGCGGGAGAUCCGCUUGGACGGCAAGGCCCAUGUACAGGAGAUUCCGGUGGUCCAUUAACUUUGGGCGGCCUCCUCAUUGCAGUUUCGUCGACGGGUUUCGGUUGCGGCACGCCAUAUCGUCCGUCUGUAUUCACAUAUGUGCCGAUGGUUCGUGCAUGGAUCGAUGCAAAUAUUAAUGCCUAAAAUAAAGAGAUUCACAUUGGUUUUGAGA
Messenger RNA from Drosophila willistoni, 991 nucleotides. RefSeq names its product trypsin-3-like. NCBI's taxonomy places the organism in Eukaryota, Metazoa, Arthropoda, Insecta, Diptera, Drosophilidae. The coding region runs from base 202 to 963 and encodes 253 amino acids. The transcript has a single exon. Gene Ontology annotation, biological process: proteolysis. The record is from RefSeq and is a predicted model, not a curated record. Gene Ontology annotation, molecular function: serine-type endopeptidase activity.